AUGAACACAGUGAAGCAAUUCAUGAUAAGGAAUUGGAAUUUUGCAAAGUUGCCGGAUAUGUACUUCAAUGAUGAGGGUUACUUUAUCUUGCGCUUUCACUCCAUGGAUGACAAAGAUCUGGUUCUAAUGAAGGGUCCAUACACCAUACACAAUAUGCCUAUGUUAUUGACCGACUGGAAACCAAACUUUGAUCUGAAGAAGGAUAUGCUUCACACGAUUCCGAUUUGGGUGAAGCUUCCUCAUCUGCCUCUUCACCUGUGGGGUCAAAGGAGCUUGAGUAAGAUUGGAAGUGCUUUGGGUACUCCACUUGUUACAGAUGAGUGCACAACAAACAAGUUGAGAGUCUCGUACGCGCGUAUUCUAGUGGAGAUGGAUGUUACCAAGCCUCCAAUAACUGAAAUCAACAUCAGGGAUGCUGAAGGGAACAAGAGGAAGCAGGUUGUGGAGUAUGACUGGCGACCAAAAUUUUGCGAAAGAUGUCAACGGGAAGUGAAGACUACACAUUCUGAGGUAACUCAACCUCAUCCACCAGAAUUGCCUCAACCUACUGUUAAUGAAGAAGAGACUUGGAACACCAUCGAAAGACAAAGGAAGGGGAAAGCUAUCAUAAGUGAAGGGGUGACUCAAAUUAGCCAAGACAACUCAUUUGAUCCGCUAACUCUUGUGAAUGAGGGGCCUGAUAUUUUAGUUAUUGUUGAAACUAGAGUGAAGAGGAAUAAUGCUAGUGGUAUUCGUAAUAAACUGAGAGUUCAUGACUCUUAUUUGGACAAUUAUGACAACCACUAUAAUGGUCGGAUCUGGAUUAGUUGGAAUAAUAGGAAGUAUGACAUCAAGAUGGUGAGAGAGACUGAUCAAUUACUGCAUUGUGGUGUGUAUGAUAGUAGAGGGGAUUUCUUGUAUUGGCUUACGACAAUUUAUGCCUUGAAUCAACUUGACAAGAGGAAAGUGCUGUGGAGGGAUAUUGAUGGGAUUAGUGCUAAUCAGUCUGGGCCUUGGUGCUUGAUAGGAGACUUUAACAACGUGAUCAAAGCCCAAGACAAGGUUGGUGGCAGACUAGUCAGUGAUGUCGAAGUUAGAGAUUUGAAAGAAAUGAUGGACAACACAGGUUUGGCUGAGCUUGAUAGUGUGGGGGAGUACUACACUUGGUCGAAUAAACAUGUAUAUGGGAUCAUAUAUUCCAGAAUUGAUCAUGUCCUGGGGAAUAUUGAUUGGCUCACAGCUUAUCAGGAUUGGACUCUAACUAUUAAAGAACCUCAUGUCUCAGACCAUGCCCUUUUGUGCCUUAGUAGACAUGAUCAUGUGAGGAGAAGGAGCAUGUUGUUUAAAUUUAGGAAUAAUGUGACUCAACUGGAGGGAUUCCAUCAAAUUGUUCUUCAAAGCUGGCAACAACAACUCUCAGGUAACCCCAUGUAUAUUCUUUGGCAUAAACUAAAAAGAUUAGUCCCUGUUCUGAGAAAUUUUAGUAAGCCUUUGUAUGGCCAGAGAAGAAAACUGAUGGAAGCAAGGAGUAACCUCAUUGAGACCCAAAAAUCCCUAUCUGCUGAUAGGCAUAACCCUGUUCUUAUCCUGAAAGUGAAGGAGCAUACUGAUCUGGUGAUUAAGCUAGUUGAGAUGGAACAGGAGGACAUUGCUCAAAGAGCAAAAAUUGAUUGGAUUAAAGCUGGAGAUGGUAACAAUAGGUAUUUUUAUGCCUUGAUAAAGUAG
Vicia villosa (hairy vetch) is the source of this 1704-nucleotide messenger RNA. RefSeq lists its product as uncharacterized. The transcript is spliced from 3 exons. The record is from RefSeq and is a predicted model, not a curated record. Gene Ontology annotation, molecular function: catalytic activity. Bases 1 to 1704 code for a protein of 567 amino acids. Lineage: Eukaryota; Viridiplantae; Streptophyta; Magnoliopsida; Fabales; Fabaceae.